AAAUAGCUGCAUGACAAUGACAAUAAGCAUGCCCGCACCUGAUUCCUUAUGACGAGUGGCACAACAAGUAUGGUGGACAUCCGUGCAUCUGAAUACCUCUCAGAUUCCCGGUCCCGAAAUAAUCGCCUGGAUAGACACGUUUUCCUGAAGUGCAAGUGCGGACUGAAGAAGGACUUCUGGUUUGGUGCAAUUACAUUGGCACCGUCUGUGGGAACCGAACUGAAAGCUUGUCAACCCUCCACCAACCUUCCACCUCUGAUCCCACCUCAAAUCCCAACUCCACUUCCACCUCAGGUCCCAAUUGUGUUCCCUCCUGUUGAUCAUGCAGAAGGAGGAGAUGAAAACCAGCCUCAUGCCUCAGCUCACAAUUCAACUUCCACUACCAACCAAGACGUAGUGACAGCUCAGCUUGCUGCCAUGCAGCAACAGUUCGGUGUUUUUCAGUUAAUACUGGCUCAGCUUUUAUCCAGAAACAAUCCUGGUGACCCCCUCAUUAAUUUACUAAACCCUACUCAACAACCCCCAGCUCCACAACAAAAUCCCCAACCGGUUCAACCUGCUCCCGCUAUUAGCGAAUCUCAGGGUCAAUCCCAUAUAGCACCUGCUCAACAACCCAUCCCUGAUGAUGUUACUCGCCGCCUCGAUAGCUUGGAAAAGCUAGUAGCUGAACACCGAGGUGCUCCACCACCACACCAUGCUGCUGAUUCUAUACCUCACCCUCUGAAUACCAACAUUACACUGGAACCCAAUCCUGCUGGUUUCAAAAUACCACAACUAGAGACUUAUGAUGGGACGAAGGAUCCCGAUGAUCAUUUGCAUGCUUUCUACUCUUGCAUGCAAGCACAGAAUGCCUCUGACGCGUUGAUGUGCAAGAUCUUCCCCUCUACUCUCCGAGGUAAUGCCCGAACUUGGUAUUACAGUUUACCUCCGAGGUCAAUCAGCUCUUAUACAGAAAUGGCAUCUGCCUUUGCCACUAAGUUUUCUAGUAGAAGGUUGAUUAGGAAAACUACUUCUGAGCUGAUGCGAGUUAAACAGAGGGAUGGAGAAUCUCUGAAGAACUAUAUGAGUAGGUUCAAUGAUACAGUUUUAAAGGUUAGUUCCUUUGAUCAAGCUGUGGGAAUUGCAACUGUGAUCUCCGGUCUCAAGCAUGACAGGUUUAGAGACAGUUUGAUCAAACAUGCUGCCACCACCUUUAGCGAGGUGAAUGAUAGGUCUCUCAAAUUUAUAACUGCUGAGGAAUACGCCCUGGCACAAAACCUACCUUCCUCUAAGAACCAAAACCCAGAUUGGAGAGAUGACAACCCAAGCAGGAAGAGGAUGAGGAUGGCGCAGAACCGAGGUCCGAUGUUGACCUCCCCAACGAGAGUCGGAAAGCCGAACUCAACACCCCCGCAACAAUCUGCAGGUAAACCUCCAGUUAAUUGGACUCCCUUUAAUCUGUCGAGGUCACAGAUUUUUAUGCAGAUUAAGAACAAAAUGGACUUGAGACGUCCUGGCCCAAUGCGAACUGCUGCUACUAGUCGAGACCAUACCAGAUAUUGUGAUUUUCACCAAGAUCACGGCCAUACUAUAAAGCAGUGUAACAGUUUAAGGUCCGAACUGGAAAGUUUAGCUCAGAAAGGAAUGCUGAAUGAGUAUGUUCAGAGAGCUAAACAACCGAGGUUUGUCAGAGAGCAGAGGCCGCAGCCUCAAGGAGUCCGCAAUCCCCAAAAUAGACAAGGUGUGGGAUAUCAGCAAGCCCCACCUCCGCUCCCACCACCAGCUAGAAUCAUACACAUGAUUACGAGAGGCCUUGAAGUAGGAGGGCUGAGCUCUAAACAGCGAAAGCUGUAUGUUAGAGAGGUUAAGCAUCAGAACCGAGCUCAAAAGCGAAAAAUUGACGAUGCUGAGUGGAAAACUCAACCCAUUACUUUCACAUCUGCUGAUCUUGAUACAGUUGUUACACCCCACAAUGAUCCCUUGGUCACUUCUGUCAUAAUUAACAAUUGUGAAGUACAACGUGUCCUUGUUGAUACCGGAAGUGCACCAGAUAUCAUGAGUUCUUACCCUCCAUGUGGCUUUUGGGAGUGGCUGAACCUAUGUAACCCCUUCAAUCCGUCUCACCUCUGUAUGAAGUUCCCAACUCCUAUGGGAAUAGCAACACUGCGAGGAAACCAGGAAAUGGCUAGACAUUGUUAUAUCACCUCAGUAACACAACCAACGAAGGGUAAAGAUCAGACACCCGAGGCCAUUCCCCAGCAAAUUCCUAAUAAUCAGCAAGUUAUGGGUGUAGAGAUCGUCGAUAAUCGACCGGACGAUGAAACCAGAGCUGCUCCGGUCGAAGAAGUUGAAGAAGUGCUCAUUGAUGACAGAGAUCUGAGCCGAAAGACGCAAAUUGGAACUAGAUUGAACCCGAAAGAGAGAGCAGAGCUGAUAGCUUUUCUUCGAGCUAACAAUGAUGUAUUCGCAUGGACUUCGGCAGAUAUGCUAGGAAUUCCAAAAUCAGUGUCUCAACAUAAGCUCAGCACCAACCCAUUGAAGAAACCAGUGGCCCAGAAGCGACGUCUCUUCGGGGGGGAGAGACUUCAGGCUAUUAAAGAGGAGGUAGAGAAACUUCUACAAGCUGGUUUCGUCAGAAAAGUUGAUUAUUGCGAAUGGGUGGCUAACCCAGUCCUGGUGAAGAAGGCAAACGGCAAUGAGAGGUUAAGCCUCUUGGAUGCAUAUUCUGGGUAUCACCAGGUGCCGAUGGCUCCUGAAGAUGAAGAGAAAACCUCGUUCUAUGUUGGCGAUGAAAUUUAUUGCUAUGUCAUGAUGCCGUUUGGCUUAAAGAACGCUGGUGCUACUUAUCAGAAAAUGGUGACCAUCGUCUUCCAAGCUCAGAUCGGCAAAAAUCUGGAGGUGUAUGUCGAUGACAUCGUAGUAAAGAGCCGGAAAGUAGAAGACCAUCUAGCCGAUCUCGAUGAAACCUUCAACAACCUCAAAAAGAACAGGAUGCGGUUGAACCCAGCCAAAUGUAUUUUCGGCGUGGAGUCUGGAAAGUUUCUGGGUUUCAUGGUGUCCCGAAGAGGGAUUGAGGUUAAUCUAGAAAAAAUCAGAGCAAUUGCCGAGAUGGAACCACCGAAAUCAGUAAAAGAUAUACAGAGGUUGACUGGAAGAGUGGCAGCUCUUCAUCGAUUCAUAUCGAAGUCAGCAGAUAAGUGCCUGCCAUUCUUCAAGAUUAUGAGCUCGCCACCUCUAUUGACUAAGGCCAUCGAUGGGGAAAUUCUUUAUUUGUAUUUGGGGAUUUCAGAUGAAGCGAUUAGUUCAGUUCUGGUGAGAGAAGAAGCCAAACAACAGAAACCAAUCUAUUACAUCAACAGUGUGCUACACGGAGCAGAGCUAAGGUACCCUAUAGCUGAGAAAGCAACAUUAGCAGUUGUCACUUCGGCCAGGAAGUUGAGGCCAUAUUUCCAGUCACACCCAAUUAUUGUUCUCACAUAUCAACCUCUCAGGCAGAUUUUGCAGAAACCAGAGUGCUCCGGAAGAUUAAUUAAAAAGGGUUUAAGGGCUGGCGCUCUCUUGAUUGGUCCAGAGGGAUACCGAAGUGAACAUGCCCUGAAGUUCAACUUUGAUGCGACAAAUAACAUGGCUGAGUAUGAAGCUCUACUACUUGGUUUGCAACUAGCGUUGGAGUUGAAAAUCAAUGCAAUUCAAGUGUACAGUGAUUCCCAGCUGGUCGUAAACCAAAUCAACUCUAUCUGUGAAGUUGUUGAUCCUGUGAUGGUGAAGUAUGUAGCCUUGGUGGCCGAGCUGAAGUGCAAAUUCCAGAAAUUCUGUCUAAGUAAAAUCCCCCGAGCUGAGAAUGAACAGGCAGAUUCACUCUCCAAGUUUGCCUCUGAUAGCUCUUUAAGUUCCAGAUCCGUUUCUGUAGAGAUCUUAGAUGAACCAAGCUUCAUGAAGCCUUGGGUGAUGGAGAUUAGCACAAACCCAGACACGCCGAGCUGGACUGAUUCAAUCGUCUCCUUUUUGCGAGAUGGGAUAGUACCUGAAGACAGGCAGGAGGCAAUGAAGUUGAGAAAGAAAGCAUCUCGGUAUACCCUCGUUGAUGGAGUCCUGUAUAAGAGAUCUUUCUCACUUCCUCUUCUACGGUGUUUAAACCCUUAUGAAGCUGAAUAUGCACUUCGAGAGGUGCAUGAAGGUGUCUGUGGGAACCAUGUCGGUGCUAACUCUAGCUCACAAAGUCUUAAGGCAAGGAUAUUACUGGCCAAACAUGCAUAAAGAUGCCACUUACUUUGUUCAGAAAUGCCCGAAAUGUCAAUUCU
Molecule: messenger RNA, 4280 nt
Organism: Rubroshorea leprosula
Lineage: Eukaryota; Viridiplantae; Streptophyta; Magnoliopsida; Malvales; Dipterocarpaceae
Source: the annotation of a GenBank genome assembly